GGUGGAUAUGCUACCUAUUUCUACCAAGAAGGUGUUGCAGGUGCUUGUGGUACAGUUCACUCGGACUCAGACCUUAUCGUUGCCGUUGAUGAGGACAUGUACUCCUCUGACCUUUGCGGCAAGACAGUUGUGAUCACAAACGUUGCGAGCGGGGCGACGGUGACUGCCACCGUCGCAGACGAGUGCCCUGGCUGCGCAACCAGCACCUCUUUGGAUCUAUCCGUAGCAGCAUUCGAAGCGUUGUCAGAUUUGAGUGUCGGUACUUUCGCUAGUAAGUGGAAAUUU
Lentinula edodes (shiitake mushroom) is the source of this 285-nucleotide messenger RNA. RefSeq names its product RlpA-like double-psi beta-barrel-protein domain-containing protein-containing protein. Lineage: Eukaryota; Fungi; Basidiomycota; Agaricomycetes; Agaricales; Omphalotaceae. The annotation marks the transcript as partial. The transcript has 3 exons. The record is from RefSeq and is a predicted model, not a curated record.